AUGGGCGCGGGCCAGUCCACCGAGUAUAGUGGAGCCACCCCAGAGGAGCUCAGUUACGUGCUAGCCGAACGCUUUGCAACAAAAUGCUUUACGCCCUUAGAGCUUACUCAUUUCAAAGACAACUUCUUCUCGAGAGCAGCAGAGCAAGGCGGUCUUCGGUACUGGAACGAAAAGACUCUAUCUGACUUUCUAGGUGUGCCAGAUGGCAGCUUUUCCACGUCACAAGAGACUCCCCUAGAUGCCGGACCAGUGCUGUUCCGCAUGGUGUCUUACCUCGGUGCAUUUCCGUUUCAAAAUACGCUGGCACCAAGUGUAUUAACAUUUGAGGCUAUGGUAAAGGUUGUAGUGCUUUUGACUGAGCGCUAUGGAAAAGUACUGAAGCGCGGCCGCAAGGACCUGGAGAAAGAAGAGAAGGGAGCGCCUGCUGAUGACCAGGCUGGCUCCUCUACUAUUCAAUCCCAUGCCCCUGGCUUCUCCGUUGAUGAGCCAGCAAAUGAUGACUACGAUGAGGAUGAGGACGACGAUCUUGCCCUGGCUGCACUGGAGUCCUUGGAUGCCAUUGAAGUCUUCAAACAGGACCAUCGUGUUGAUAAGACCGUAUACGAGACGCGAAUCUCCACCGAUACGUUUCGCAGGCUGCUGAUGCUUCUCCUUGUUCUAGCACCACUGAAGCCCCUGGAACCAGUCAAGAUGUACACGUCAAAUUUGGAUCCUCAGCAACUCACAGAGAUCCAGAAGGAAGCAGAUAGCAUUAUUCGAGCAUUUGAUCCCGAGGACAGCGAUGGAGGUAUUUCCUAUCGAGCCUUCGCUCGAACGGUCUCUUCCUCUUUGCCGUUUCUUUUUGACCCCUUGACUGCGCUUUUCGAACAUCUUUUGUUCAGCAAAAACCUGGAUCUCUCCCAGAGACGACAGAAGGGCGUCUUACCAGAAGAAGAAACAAGUGAAAAGCCGGAGGACAUUCCUGCACCGGCACCAGUUACGCUCCAAGGGAGUUUCGAGUCGACAGUCCUUAAUCCGGCCCUGAUCUCCCAUCUAUCAUUUUUCUUAGCGUCCAUUUCACCCACUGUGAACCUAUUCCGCAGCGGCGCCCGUCUCCAUCCUGUUUUUUCCACAGCUGCGCAUGGCUCUUCCCUUACAUCUUUCUCACACAACGUCCUGACCUGGCAAUCCGCCACUCUUUUAAUCUUACAAGGCACUCCGGAGGGCACCGAAGGCACCGAAGACAAUUUAGUCACACUGGGCGCCUAUUUGCCCCAGCCAUGGAAAUCGCCUUCUUCGACAAGCACAUCUUCGACGACAAACCAACACAUCGACCCUCUCCCCUGUCUCUUUCAGCUAUCUCCGCAACAUAAAGUCCUGCAGGGCAAUCCUUCCCCCUCAAUAAUCAAACAAUUAAACACCCCGGCAGCCUGGUUCUCCACUCAUGAGCUGCACAUUGCUCCAGUUGGACAUGAUGGCGUCUUUCUUCCCUCGGGGACAUCGUCACUGGCUGAUAAACCGACGAAAACCCGGCUUGAUCUGUAUAACCUGGAAGUUUGGGGUAUUAUCCCCGACCCGGAACAGGCAACCUCUUCUGGCAGUGGGCAGAGUGCAGUGGAAGCACAGCAUGCGAAGUGGGAAUUCGAGGCACGCGAGGCGGAAAGGCGUCGGAAUGUCAAUUUGAAAUCUGGCGCGGGGGAUAUCGAGGGGGCGAGAUGGCUGUUGGAGACGGCUGGGAUCAUAGGUGACCAUGGGCAACAUGGUGGUAGUGUCUGA
Molecule: messenger RNA, 1755 nt
Organism: Penicillium chermesinum
Lineage: Eukaryota; Fungi; Ascomycota; Eurotiomycetes; Eurotiales; Aspergillaceae
Exons: 4
Coding region: 1-1755 (584 amino acids)
Source: RefSeq, a predicted model, not a curated record